Bacidia gigantensis is the source of this 2337-nucleotide messenger RNA. RefSeq lists its product as uncharacterized. The transcript is spliced from 3 exons. The record is from RefSeq and is a predicted model, not a curated record. The coding region runs from base 1 to 2337 and encodes 778 amino acids. Gene Ontology annotation, cellular component: cytoplasm. NCBI's taxonomy places the organism in Eukaryota, Fungi, Ascomycota, Lecanoromycetes, Lecanorales, Ramalinaceae.
AUGAUGAGAUUCGCCGUGUAUACAGGGGCAUCUGCUGCCCUGGCCACAGGUGUCAUUCUGAGCGCCCUCCAUCAGAGGACGAAUUUCUACUCCGCUUGUGUUUACCUCGCCCAGAGCAAUGCCUGUCUCAUGAUACUGACGAACAUCGCCCUCCUCAGUGUGUCAAUGACGAUGCUCGGUCUGCAAAAGCUCCUCUACGGGCCCCUCCGGCCUAUUGAGGUCGAGCAACUUUACGAAAAGGCCUGGUUUGCUAUUACAGAGACUUGUCUUGCGAUGACUACUUUUCGUGAAGAAGUUGGCGGCUGGUUUCUGAUAAUGUUCGUGGCCCUACUGAUUGGCAAAGUCUGGGGUUGGAUUGGCGAGGGUCGUGUAGAGGUGCUCGAACAGCAACCGCCGACAAAUCCUCGGAUAUUUCAUGCUAGGCUCACGGUAUCAUUGGCCAUCUCUGCCAUUUUUGACGCGUUCAUGCUCUGGUAUACCAUCAAAACCGUCCUCCAGCACGCACGACCAAACAUGAUGGUAAUGUUUGCCUUUGAAUUUGCUGUACUAUGCGUCACAUCAUUCUCAACAACGGGUCGGUAUGCGAUCUCUCUUUGCGAAGCCUCCAUCACCCGAGCUCAGAUUAAGCUGCGCAGAGCGCAGCUGAAACGCGAAAGAGAACAAAGCCGAGAGGCUUUUGUACCUGACGACUCAUCGGCAAUUGACACGGCUUCCGCAACUCAUCCAUCUGCUCAUGCUGGUGAUGACGAUCUCGAUACGAUCGAUGUUGAUGUGCCUGGGUGGGAAGAAAAGGGUAGGUGGAUCUUCUAUCUAGAUCUUACAACUGAUUUUUUGAAACUUAUAUUAUAUCUGACAUUCUUUUGCGUUCUAUGUAUGUUCUACGGCAUGCCAAUACAUAUCAUUCGAGACGUUGCAAUCACGAUUCGAUCGUUUCAUAAGCGUAUAUCAGACUUCAUACGAUACCGUCAUGCUACUCGAAACAUGAAUGCCCGAUACCCUGAUGCGACGUCAGAACAGAUCAGUCGAGAAGACUGUUGUAUCAUAUGCCGAGAGGAUAUGAAAGCGUGGCCGCAGCAGCGCCAAGGGGUUGCAGAGCGGGACCACAGACAUGACGGCAGUACACAGACGUUGCAUCUAGACGAGCGUUUAAGACCUAAGAAACUACCAUGCGGGCAUGUCCUACAUUUUGCGUGCCUGCGAAGCUGGCUCGAGCGUCAGCAGAAUUGCCCUACCUGUAGGGCGCCGGUACUUGUCCCACAGCAGACUGCGGUUCAGCCACAGACAGUUCCGAACGGCGCGGUUAGAGGACCAGGACAACCCAAUACUCCACCAGUCCCGAUAAACGGUCGUGACGCAGGUCAAGCCAGGAUGCCGGCGCAAAACGUCUUUCAAUUUGGGCCUUUUCGCAUCGCUUUCGGUGCUAGGAAUAUCAUGAACGGUGCUGCUCAGGGUGAUCAGGCGUUUCUGAACCCAGGAGUAAAUGCCGGUAACGUACCUGGAAUGCAGCCUGUACCAGGACAAACUCGUUCGGCGGAGCAAGCUCAACCCAGGACAUUUGCAAGUUUUAGCCCGGCGGGUCCUUUGAUUCAACUUCAACAUAUUGAACAGCAGCUAGUCCGUGACAUAACCAGCCUUCGUCUACAGGCCGAUCAGCUUCUCGUUGUCCGAGCGCUGCAGGCUGAGCUGACUCGACUUCGCAUGCUUCCCUCACAGGCUACAGGUUCAGCACCGGUCUCCAGCAACACCAACGUGCCAAGGACUUCGGUUACACCUUCUCCUUGGCGUCACAGUACUCCGAACGGACCAGCAUUUGCUUCUGAUCCCACGGCGCCAGCUAUCGGUUCAGGACACGAGCAUUUACCAAGUGGCGUGAUUUUACCGGAGGGAUGGACUGUCUUACCUAUGGAACGGGUCGCAGGCUCCAUCGACCCUAGUGCCACCAAUCCAAAUCACAACUCAGAUCGGCGCCCACCCUCAAACCAGUCGAGCUCGCAAGCACCAGCUCGUCUGGCGAACGGCAAUCCAUUCGUAGAUAUCGAAGCGACUGCAAGCAAUUCAAACGGUGAAGCCUCACCAGUAGACCUCGAAACCGGAAGUCAGAACAGGGCUGCAGGGGUCCCGGAGACCUUGCAUGUCCCGCAGUGGGGUUCAGGGCUGCCCGAUACAGAGCGCGGCCAGGUGAAUCGUGACACCAGCACGGUCAGUGGAGAGGAAGUAGGACGUAAAGAAGACGCUUUGACUAGCGAUGAUGCAUUACCAUGUGCAGGAGGCUCGUCCCAAGAAAAGGGCAAAGGUCGCGCUGCUACGGUCGAAGAGUCCUCCGACAGCCUUGACUGA